Molecule: messenger RNA, 4349 nt
Organism: Chroicocephalus ridibundus (black-headed gull)
Lineage: Eukaryota; Metazoa; Chordata; Aves; Charadriiformes; Laridae
Gene: MKS1
Product: MKS transition zone complex subunit 1
Exons: 18
Coding region: 38-1723 (561 amino acids)
Biological process (GO): cilium assembly
Cellular component (GO): MKS complex
Source: RefSeq, a predicted model, not a curated record
CGCCCGCCCGUCUCCAUGGUGAGGCGGCGGCGCGGCCAUGGCGGAGGCGCUGCGGAGCGUGGAUGCGGGUGGUGCCGUGUACCGCUCCCGCGACCCCGUGCGCAACCUGCGCCUCCGGGUCCGCAUCCAGCGCCUGGCCUCGGCCGGGCCCCUCCUGCCGCAGGCCCCGCCACCGCCCGCUGGCCGGGAGCUCCUGGGCCUGGCGGAGCGCGCCGCUACCGGUGCCCGGCGGCCCCCGCAGGAGGAGGAGGAGGCGGCCGAGGUGGGGUGGCAGGAGAAGCUCUUCAGCCAGUUUGAGGUGGAUCUGUACCGCAAUGAGUCAGCCUGCCAGACCCCUUUGGACCGGCAGUACCAUGAGGAGAUCCUGAAACUGGAGAAGGCUGGAGGUCGGAAGAACCAUCGCAUCUUCACCUACACUGAUCAUGACCGAUUCACCAACCUAGAGGAGCACUGCCAGAAGGUAACUGACUCGGAUCAUGAGGUGCCGUCCUAUCUGGCAGAGAGGAUGGCCAAUGUGAGGAGAAGGAGACAAGACCGUAGGCCAAUGGAAGCAAGUGCUCUGAAGUCAAAAAUCAUCACCUGGGAACCCACAGAAGAAUUUAUAAAGAACAAUCACGUGAUUAACACUCCUGUCCAGACCAUGUACAUCAUGGGGGACUUGGGACCUUAUGGGAAGCUUGGUCACAGGGAGUAUGAACAUGUUCUUUGCACGAUCAAGGUGGACGGCAAUGGGGUGAUCACAGUGAAGCCUGACUUUACUGGCUCCAAAGGAGCUUACCGGAUCGAGCUGGAUGGAGAAAAGCGAGAGGUGUGGAAAUACACCAUUGAGAACGUGUCUGUCCAAGUGCAGCCAGAGGAGGAGGAACGCGAGCAGUGUGUGUUCAGAGACCUGUACGGUCGGCACAAGGAAUACCUCAAUGGUCUCGUAGGCUCCGAAUUUGAAAUGAUUCUUCCUGGUGCGCUACGGCUCUUUGUGAAUGGAGAAAUAGUUUCAGCACAAGGCUAUGAGUACGACAACCUCUAUGUUCAUUUCUUCUUGGAACUGCCGAACCAGUGGUCAAGCCCUGUGUUCCAGCAGCUAUCAGGAGUGACACAGACCUGUGCAACCAAGACAGUGGGCUGGGAGAACAUGGCAUACUUCUGCUACCCCUUCACUUUGGACAUGUUUUUCACCCAAGGAGAUGAAUCAGAAGACAGUCUCCCUCAGUGGCCCGUUCUUUACUUCGAGGUCCUGUCCCUGGAUUUCUGGCAGAGGUACCGCGUUGAAGGGUAUGGAUCUUUGGUGCUGCCGGCAUCUCCAGGUCUCCACGUGCUCACCAUCCCUACCUGGCGCCCUGUGGAGCUGGGGACAGUUGCUGAGCUGAGGAGGUUUUUCAUUGGUGGAUCUCCGGAGCUGGAGGACAUCACCUAUGUCAGGAUACCAUCAACCUUCAAGGGAGAGCGUCUGAGCCGCUUUGGUUUUCGCACGGAGACAACAGGGAGCGUCACGUUCAGGCUUUACUGCUUGCAGCAGUCUAAAGCCUUUCUGGAAACCAGUGCCCUGAGGCAGCGCAUGCAGAGCGUACUGGACCGGCUUGGAGGCUUCAGCCAGCAGAGCUCUGUCUAUGAUGUUUUGGAGGCUUUCCAGAGGGCACGGCGCCGGAUGCAGGAAGCACGCGAGAGCCUUCCUCAAGACCUCAUCAGCACCUCUGCCUCCACUGCGCACCAGCUGCAGGAGCCAUGAUCGACCACCUCUGCUGCCCGGCAGCACUCGGCAUCUCCUCUCUGACACAAGCUGCCGUUGUUCAGCGGGAGUCAUGGUGCUGGUGCCUGGAAGCUUUUGAAGCCCGCCCUUUGUUGUUUCCCUGGGAUGGGGGAAGGAGUCUGUAACACAUCCAGACCCGAGAUAUUUCCAUUUCCACAAGUACCGGUGGAAGGAACCCCAUUUUGCAACGCAUUCUGUUCCCAGGCCCUAACAAUAGGGCCAAUUGUUCACAUUUCUGCUAAGCAGACUAAAAUACUGAUACGGGACCUGUGAACCCUUUAACACCUUUUCAGCAAUUGAAUAGUAAAUGAUUAGAAAAAUUUCAAGUCUACGUGACUUGGUACGUUUAGUUUUCUUCUUAAAGAAGAGGUUGAUGUUGAAGGUCAAGGCAUGAAUGCCGUUUGAGAUUUAAUGAAAUGAGUAGAUAACUUCUUGAGAAGUGCUGGUAAUUGUCGUCAGCAUUUGUAGCUAUAGGGCAGUCAAUAGUAAAAUGAAUCUGUCCACCUGUGCCUUAAGAUUGACUCAUUCUGAGAGAGAGAGCGCUCUGCCUCGUGUCGUAUGUGAAAUCAAAGCAAAGGAAUGGCAUUUGACAGGUUGAGAACUGGAGAAAAGGGUAACGUUCUGUAUUUCACCGUAUGUCCCUGUAACAUUUCUGGCUCUGCAGUGAUGAGCAGGAGGAUUCUUUCUUCACAAAUACAACUGCAAACAUGCAUUCCACUUAGCUCACAGCAGAACUUUGGCUGGGGUUGGACAGUUUGCAGACAACAACAGAGCAGAUUAUAACAUUUGCACAGUAUCUGAACUUUGAACUGUUCAAGCUGUUCAUUGGAGCUAUGGUUCAUUGUUCUGUCUCUGAUUGCAGUACAUUGCAUUGCUUCCCGGGGAGGCGUGUGUGUACCCAGUUUUUAUCCAGUUUGUUCUUUUCUCAGACUUUUUUUCCCCCUGUUUUUAUUCCUGUCUCAAGUUCACAGGAGUGGGGCUACCUGCAGGCUGACAGUGCUGUAUUGAUUUGUGCACCAGUUACAUUUCCAUGAGUUCUCUGCUCCCAAAACAAGGGAUAGGAAGAAAAAUCUCAGGCUGAGAUCGCACAGGUCUGAAUGUGUAAAUUCACAGGCAGGAUAUGAAAUAGGAACUGGCCUUCCUCUUCUUGUUCUGCACGUUCCUCCUUCGCAGGGAACAUGGAACUCGUGGUUGCAGCCACGGGUGUGAUUGUUAGAACAUCGCCCUCUUCCCUGGUGCUCUGUUGUCUUCCUCGCACCCUUCUUGCCAUUUUGAUCAUGUCCCAGCCUUCCCUGGGAAAACAAAACUCCCGUGUUUGUACGUCCUUGACCUUUAUCGCAAUUCCUAGAUCUGCCUGGCAGCCUGAACGUGUCUGGCAAUUGCAGUUAUAAAAGGAUUUUUGCUCACCUUCCGUGCCUGCGAGCCCUCCUUUUCGCUGGAGGAGGCUGCCAGCAUGCGUUGGAUCGUGUGGCCUGCUAUGCAGAGCACAGCGUCCUUGGCCUAGAGCUGGGUGAUGCGUCUCGUGCGUGAGUCGGGCGUUUGAUGGGAUGGCUGCGAAGGCACACGCCCAGCUCUGGAGUAGCAGAAUUGAGGUGUGUGCGUUAUCGUGGUCUUUAAUGAUCUAGUCACGUUUCACAGAGAUCGAUCCAGGAUAAACAGCGUUCAGUGAGUACGUAGCACUCGCUGUCUCUUUUUUUUAAAAGAAAUCAUAAAUCACAUCGUGGCCGUGUAUGUUUAUUGCAUGCUAGCUAAGCAAUACUUAAUUUCUUUCUGGGUGUUUCUGUUGUGCUUAUUGCUAAUAGCUGAAUUGCAUGUCUCUGAAACCCUUUUCAGGAUUGAGUUGUAAGGUUAGGAGAAUAUUCUUUUCAUCCGUAAAGUAACAGACCCCCUUUCUGAUUGAGAUGAUGCCAAAGGCAGAUCUUGUUAGAGAGUGGACUCUUCUGAUUAGAAGACCAGGUUCCUGACUUGCGCUUGUUGCUCAGCACAUUUAUAUGGCAGGAUUUGGUGUCUUGAGUGUUAAGGUUACACAGAGAUGCGUAAGGUUUACACAAUUAUACUCAGUUUUGCUAGUUAAAACUCUGAAUAGUGUAAAAUCUUACAGAAACUUCAGAGAGCAAAAUUUAAAAAUAAAAAAUAGUUAUAACCAAAGAAGCAAUUCUUCCAAAGUAAGAUGUUGUUAGCAGUUUUUCACCUUCAUACUUGCAGCCUCCUUGCCUGACAGAGCAAAAUGGUGCUCGUAAAAGAUGUUUUGGUGAAAGCCUUCAGGAAAUGUCCUUUGAAUAUGCCCUUUUAUAAAUGAAACUAACAAAUUUCCAUAUACGUGUACGCGUAGGAAAAUGUCACUGAUCUUUUAAUCCAAACUGGCAUUUGGUGCAGGGCUUGUGCUCGGAGCUUGCCAAGGAGCCCCGCCAGCUGGCGCGGGGGUCAGGCCUCCACCACGUACGCGGGGAUGAACGAGGAGAUGGCCCGUGGGGACAAGGCAGAAGGGGAGGCUGGUUAUCCUCUCGGAGCUGUGAGGAUUGUCCCCUCUACAGAAAUGUCCCUGCCGUUUGCACCGGAGGGAUGCCUUUGCAGUGAAACUCAACAGAAGGGAGAGGACAGGACG